AAACUAUAUACACUACUUCCAAAAUAAUGUUCGCAAAAGUUUUCACCGCAGGUCUCAUUGCUACAUCUGCUCUUGCAGCACCAGUUGCUCGUUCUGACUCGCUCACUUCAGUUGUUCAAGGUCUCGGAUCAAAUUCAGAUUUCACUUCUGCACUUUCAAGCCUUGAGACCUUAAACAGCCAGGAUUCUAAGCCUACAUCAGACGAUAUUAGCUCUGUCGUCAACCAGCUUACUUCAGCAUUCAAGUCAACAAACGAUCAAAUGGCCACAGCUGAUACCUCAGAUGUCGAUCCAAAUGGUCUUGGUAAAUAUCUCGCUGAUGAUAUCCAAAACAUUGUCAACCACCUUUCACCAACAUUAAACAGUGUCGUUGGUGAAGAUCUUGGUUUACAGUCCAUCUUGCAACCAUUAGAUGAUGAGAUCAGCUCAACUUUGUCUGGACUUGAAAGUGAUGUUACCAACGUCCAGAAAAUCCUAUAUGGCGCUUUGAAUGAUCUCGGUUUAGGUGAUGUUGCAGACCUUUUAAACAAGACAUUAAACGGAGAACUCCCAGGUCUUCUUACUUCAAUUGAUAAUGAGCUUAAUGGUGUUCUCGAGCAUGUUCCGGUCGUUGGUGAUCUUUUGUUAUCGCUCGGAUUAUAAAAAAAUUUGCAGUAAUCCUGCUAUCUACUCUAAUUUGUAAUACUCUGUGUGGGAUACACAAUUAAUUCGGCUGCUAGCUUAUUU
Molecule: messenger RNA, 725 nt
Organism: Wallemia mellicola CBS 633.66
Lineage: Eukaryota; Fungi; Basidiomycota; Wallemiomycetes; Wallemiales; Wallemiaceae
Exons: 3
Coding region: 27-641 (204 amino acids)
Source: RefSeq, a predicted model, not a curated record